Messenger RNA from Aspergillus clavatus NRRL 1, 4833 nucleotides. RefSeq names its product ubiquitin-binding serine/threonine protein kinase VPS15. The transcript has 3 exons. Gene Ontology annotation, cellular component: phosphatidylinositol 3-kinase complex, class III, type I; phosphatidylinositol 3-kinase complex, class III, type II; nucleus-vacuole junction. Bases 1 to 4833 code for a protein of 1610 amino acids. The record is from RefSeq and is a predicted model, not a curated record. NCBI's taxonomy places the organism in Eukaryota, Fungi, Ascomycota, Eurotiomycetes, Eurotiales, Aspergillaceae. Gene Ontology annotation, molecular function: ATP binding; protein serine/threonine kinase activity; protein binding. Gene Ontology annotation, biological process: protein targeting to vacuole; protein phosphorylation; late endosome to vacuole transport.
AUGGGGCAAGGCUACUCCCUCACCACCCUUUCAACGGGUUCGGCGGGGAUCGAUGUACCCGAGCUAUCAGACUUGGUGUAUGAGAAGUCCAUGGGCGGUGGGAGAUUUACGAAGAGUAUUCGAGCAAGGCAGCAAAAUGGUCUCGUUCUCGUGAAGGUGAUCAUGAAGCCUUAUCCUAGCAUGAAGCUGGAGCCCUAUGUCAAAGCCAUCGUUCGGGAGCGCAAAUUACUUGCCGAUGUCCCAAAUGCUUUGAGUCAUCAAAGGAUCCUUGAGACUGGCACUGCGGGUUAUCUAGUCCGGCAAUAUAUCCAUAGUUCCCUCUAUGACCGGAUGAGUACGCGGCCAUUUCCCGAAGAUAUCGAGAAGAAAUGGAUUGCAUUCCAGCUCUUGUGCGCUCUUCGGGACUGUCAUUCACUGGAUGUUUUCCAUGGCGACAUCAAGACGGAAAACGUUCUAGUGACUUCAUGGAAUUGGCUGUAUCUCACAGAUUUUUCUUCAUCUUUUAAGCCAACAUUUCUGCCUGAGGACAAUCCCGCGGACUUCUCGUUCUAUUUCGAUACGUCUGGGCGACGAACGUGCUAUCUGGCUCCUGAGCGAUUCCUCGAGGCUGGCGAGGAGCCAGGGAAUAGGCGUGUCAACUGGGCCAUGGAUAUAUUCAGUGCAGGCUGCGUAAUUGCGGAACUUUUUCUAGAAGCGCCCAUUUUUACCCUGAGUCAGAUGUACAAAUAUCGCAAGGGCGAGUACAGUCCGGAACAUAGCCAGUUGGUGAAGAUUGAAGACCCUCAAAUCCGAGAAAUGAUACUCCACAUGAUCCAGCUUGAGCCAGAGUCGAGAUAUUCGGCGGAAGAAUACUUGAACUUCUGGAAAAACAAGGCUUUUCCGGAAUAUUUCUACAGCUUUCUGCAUCAGUACAUGUCUCUGAUGACCGACCCCAUGUCCGGCAGGGCGCAAGCAGGGGCGGAAUUGGCAAAUGAGUCCGAUGAUAGGAUAGAAAGAGUCUACUAUGACUUUGAUAAGAUUUCUUAUUUUCUGAGUGCAUCUUCCAAACCUGUGAGAGAUGGUUCCAGUCGCAGCACCUCCAGACUCACCGGAAAUGCAUUUCCUAUUCAACUCGACCUUCCCAACUACGGACCCCAAGCUGCCAAGUCUCAGAUGCAAGCAGACGACGGGGUCCUGAUUUUCUUGACGCUUGUGGUGUCAUGUCUUCGCAAUACAGCCAGGGCAUCUGCCCGUGUCAAGGCUUGCGAUAUUCUCCUUGCUUUUGCCGAGAGACUAUCCGACGAGGCGAAGCUGGAUCGUGUUUUACCUUACAUCAUGAUUUUGCUCAAUGAUAAGACAGACACGGUGAAGGUUGCUGCCAUUCGUGCUCUGGCACAGCUACUGGAGAUGGUUCAGGUCGUGUCGCCUGUCAAUGCGUAUCUCUUCCCGGAGUACAUCUUCCCAAGAUUCCAACCUUUCAUCUCUACAUCGAGCUCAAAUCCGAGCCCAAUGGUUCGCGCCGCGUACGCUUCGUGCAUCGCUUCUCUAGCGCAAUCUUCAUUGAGGUUCCUGGAUAUGAUCCAAGCUUUACGCUCUGAUACUCGUCUUCAAGCUCUCAUCCCGGCUGGAUCAGAGCCGAGAUGGACUGAGGAUGUUACUUUCCAUAAUCUCUACGACGUUGCCAGAGUCGAUCUUCUCGAGUACUUUGAGAAUCAUACAAAAGCCCUUUUCACUGACACUGACGCGUCUGUCCGUCGUGCCUUUUUGAGCUCAGUCCCCAGUCUGUGCGUCUUUUUCGGCAAUCUAAAGACGAACGAGGUGAUUCUGAGCCAUUUGAAUACUUACCUCAAUGAUCGUGAUUGGAUUCUGAAAUGUGCCUUUUUCGAAUCGGUUGUUGGAGUGGCAUCCUACGUCGGAAGUACAAGCCUUGAGCAGUACAUAUUGCCCUUGAUGGUUCAAUCUCUGACUGAGCCAGAGGAGUUUGUUGUUGAGAGAGUGCUCCGAUCGCUUGCUGCCAUGGCUGAGCUCGGCCUUUUUCAACGAUCGACCACAUGGGAGAUUCUCCAGAUUGUGGUACGUUUCCUCAUCCACCCAAACAUGUGGAUAAGGGAGGCAGCUGUGUGUUUCAUCAAUAAUUGCUCCAAGCUCCUGUCUAUCGCCGACAAAUACUCGAUCCUGAGUCCUCUUGUUCGCCCGUUUCUCAGAGUGACCAUUGUGGAAUUUUCGGAAGAGAAACUGCUCGACGCUCUGAAGAAACCUCUCUCAAGAAGUGUAUAUGAACUAGCAUUUGUCUGGGCCUCGAAGUCCGAGAAGGGUCUUUUCUGGAAGUCCACGGCUCGGGAUGAAGUGUUCAGUUUAGGGGCCACUGAUCGCAGUCUUCCUAGGGGACCAAAGAACUCAAGCCUCUCUCUCAAUGUGCAACCUAAAAAUGAGGAAGAUGAGCGCUGGUUAUCCCGAUUGAGGAACAUAGGGCUUGGACCAGAUGAAGAUACGAAAUUACUUGCACUCAGAGGGUAUAUCUGGGGGGUGUCUUUGCGCCAGGCUAAGGACCUGGACGACGCGCAAUCCUCACUCAGCGAGGUGAUCGCUCUAACCCAGUAUGAUGUUACGCCUCAAACUGUGUUUUUUGACAAAAAUCAAAACAUCAAGCCACACGGUGUUUCUGUGCCUAAGCCUAAAGAUGCAGCAACAGGGGAGGGCAAGCCGCAUACUAUUGCCGAUGCGCUUUUGGAUGCGUCCACGACAAUCGAUGGGGCAUCUCAGUCGCGUCGCAAACAUUUGAGGGUGGGAAGUCACCCGUACAGCGCGAUCAGCACGCCCCGACAGCAGGCUCGGGACAAUUCUCGAGCAGCACAGUCCCCUGCGCAGUCGCCGGUCAUAUUAUCGCCAACUGUUGCACCAGGUUCACGAUCGCUAUCGCCGCCUAGCUCCGAUGCCGAACGGAGAAACGGGAAAGGCAGACAUCGUUCUGGGCAAGAUAGCCCGUCGACAUCUACUGAUCCAGAGAGUCCAGGGGUAAAGGGCAACCACCUGGCAAGCGGCGUGCAGCGGAAGCCCAGUGCUAUCAGCCUACUCAAUCGUAAGGAUUCGUCCAAGGCAUAUGCCGAGACAAGCAUGAGUUCAGCCAAUGCAUUUGGCAAGGUUGAUGUGCCAUCGCAGCGGCAGGAGCCACAGUCAUCGGCGUUGACUCUGGCACAUGAGCGACAGGGCGGGAAUGUCGAACGGCAGCAGUACCAUGCCAGCCAUUCUUAUGCGGGCAACGAUCCAGUCGUGUUGAGACUCUUGGAUUCUGUUUUCGCGGAGAAUUAUCCCACCGACCUUUUUGAUCUGGGGCCCUUUGUCAAAGAGGAAGACGCCAGACGGCCGAUCAAGAAAGCCAACGGCCACGAUGCAAACCGAGUAUGGAAACCAGAAGGGAGCCUGGUCGCGCUUUUUGGCGAGCACAGUGGGCCUGUCAACCGGGUUGUGGUGGCGCCCGACCACGCCUUCUUCAUCACGGCCUCGGAUGACGGCAGUGUGAAGAUCUGGGACACUACGCGGCUCGAAAAGAAUCUCACCCCUCGAUCGCGGCAAACCUAUCGCCACAGCGCCGAAGCCAAAGUGAAGACGCUGGCGUUCGUGGAGAACACACACACGUUUAUAAGUGGUGCUACCGAUGGCAGUUUGCAUGUUGUCAAGGUCGAUUAUCACAAUGUCAAUGACACGGUGCGAUAUGGAAAGCUCCAGCGCGUACGGGAAUACCAGCUGCCGGCAGCUGACGACGGGUCGGUGGAGUAUGCGACCUGGAUUGAACAUUUCCGCUCUGACGCACAGUCCACGCUUCUGAUUGCCACCAACACUUGCCGCAUCCUUGCUCUGGACAUGAAAACCAUGCUCCCCGUGUAUUCUCUGCAAAAUCCGGUGCACCACGGAACACCGACAACUCUCUGCUGUGACCGGAGACACAACUGGCUACUCGUAGGAACCACCCAUGGCGUCCUCGAUCUCUGGGACCUUCGGUUUAGGGUACGGUUGAAGGCGUGGGGCCUUCCCGGUUCCGGUGCGAUCCAUAGGCUCCAGGUUCACCCCACCAAGGGGCGCGGACGAUGGGUCUGUGCCUCGAGCAGUGGCAGUCACGGCAAUGAGAUUACGGUGUGGGAUAUCGAGAAAGUCCGCUGUCGCGAGGUGUAUCAGGCCGAUUCGCCGGGCGCCAGCGCCGUGCUCCCCAAUGGAGGACAUGGCGGCUCUCCCGCCGACCACACCCCGGCCAAAAAGACGUACCCCAGCUCCCGGGACUACGAGGCCUGGCUCGUCGAGAGCGAUCGGCCGGAGGGCAUGCUCAGCCGGUUCGGUACGGAAGGGCCGCUGUCGGGGGCCAUUGAGUCCUCAGGGCCCUCGCCGUCCAGCGCCCCGGCCGGCAUCUGCGCGUUCGCGGUUGGAUACGACUCCCCGGAGGACGGCAAGGACAACAGCACGCGGUGCGGGUUUAUUGUGUCGGCCGGAUGCGACCGCAAGAUCCGGUUCUGGGACCUCGCUCGCCCGGAGCUGUCCGCGAUUGUCAGCGGGAUGGAGGCCGUGUCGGAGGGCGGGGUGGCGGGCAAGCCGCGCUACGAGCUGUCACAGCCCGGGCCGAAUCUGAUGGUGACCACGGAGCACAUCCCCAGUCCUCCGGCGGCGAGCAGCACGGGCGGCAAGGGUAGCAGCAGUAAGAAGGGCGGGGGCGGGCGGCUGCCGCGCAGUACGGUGAUUAGUCUCCAGCAGCAGCAGCUGUUGAAGAACCAUUUGGACUUUAUCCAGGAUGUGGCGGUGCUACGGGUGCCGUAUGGGAUGAUCGUCAGCGUGGAUCGGGCGGGGAUGGUGUAUGUUUUUCGCUGA